Molecule: messenger RNA, 1239 nt
Organism: Aspergillus niger
Lineage: Eukaryota; Fungi; Ascomycota; Eurotiomycetes; Eurotiales; Aspergillaceae
Exons: 4
Coding region: 1-1239 (412 amino acids)
Biological process (GO): iron-sulfur cluster assembly
Cellular component (GO): cytosolic [4Fe-4S] assembly targeting complex
Molecular function (GO): protein binding
Source: RefSeq, a predicted model, not a curated record
AUGGCCGCCGUCGACCACCCCGCCUCCUCUCUCCCCCACCUCCAGCUGCUGUCGGAUCUGACCCCGCCUUCGCUCGAACGCACCUGGUUAACAGCACCACACCCCCGACUCCCCAUCGUUGCCACCUGCAGCUCUGACAAGACAGUGCGUGUCUACUCCCUCACCAACUUCCGGCUCCUCUCCACCAUCUCCGGCGGACACAAGCGCAGCGUCCGCACAGCAGCAUGGAAGCCACAUGUCCAGGGCGAAAGCGUGCUCGCGACGGGCAGUUUCGACGCCACCGCGGGCAUAUGGCGUCGAUGGGACAGUUACGGACAGACCACGGGUGAUGAAGGAUGGGGAUUGGGUCAAGAAACCACCACCAACAAGAGCGAGUCACAAGAAGAGCAAGCACAAGAAACCGACAUUCUCCGUCAACAGCAAGCCACACACAACGAAAACGACGGCGCAGAUGAUGAAGACGAAGAAUGGCGUUUUGCCGUCCUCCUCGACGGACAUGACAGCGAGGUCAAGUCCGUCUCGUGGUCCCCCUCUGGAAUGCUCCUUGCGACAUGUUCGCGGGACAAAUCGAUCUGGAUCUGGGAGGAUCUGGAUGACGGGGACAACAACUUCGAGACGGUUGCGGUGAUGCAAGAGCACGAGGGAGAUGUCAAGUGUGUGGCAUGGCAUCCGGUGGAGGAGUGUUUAGCUAGUGCAAGCUAUGAUGAUACGAUUCGUAUUUGGCGAGAGGAUCUAGAUGAUUGGGGACAAGUUGCUUGUUUGCGGGGUCAUGAGGGGACCGUGUGGUUUUUGUCGGGUCCGCGUAUUGUGUCAUGCUCGGAUGAUCGCACCGUUCGGGUUUGGAGGAGACAACCUAAGGAGCAGGCCGCUGCUGGGGGCACAGGCAUGCCCAGUAUUUUGCGUCCGACGGGCUUGGAUGAGACUUGGGAGGAGGAGACGGUUUUGCCCAAGGUGCAUGAUCUGGCUGUUUAUGCGGUGGCUUGGAGCAAGCGUACGGGGUUGCUGGCGUCUGUGGGUGCGGAUGGUCGCAUUGUGAUCUAUGAGGAGCGCUUGGGAGUUGUGCGGACGGAGUGGGUAAUUCUCGCGGUGUUGCCGGGGGCGCAUGGUAUCUACGAAAUCAAUCAUGUGGCCUGGGCGAACCGUGCGGAUCGCGAUCGCGAUGUGAGCAAGGAGGAAGAGGUUUUGGUCACUACGGCCGAUGACGGCAGUGUUAAGGUGGAUGAGACUGUUGGCUUAUAG